Petromyzon marinus (sea lamprey) is the source of this 5479-nucleotide messenger RNA. Lineage: Eukaryota; Metazoa; Chordata; Hyperoartia; Petromyzontiformes; Petromyzontidae. The record is from RefSeq and is a predicted model, not a curated record.
CAAGAUACAAACGCUGGAGCAGAACAAGACGAUCGCGGAGAUGGGUCGCUCAAUAGACCGCCUGGAGAAGGUGAAGGACAAGGCGGCGCGGAAGGUGGCGUCGUUGCGAGGGCAGCUGGACAUGACGGCGGAGGGCGCCCAGGAGGAGAUGGAGCGGACCCGCGUCCUCCUCGAGGCCACCACGGGAGAGCUGCGCACAGUCAAGCGUGCCCUCGAGGAGGUGGCGCGUCGCGAGAAGCAGCUGCUGGACUUCCGCGAGGUGGUGGGCCGCACGCUGGGCCUGGACGUGGGCUCGCUGGCCGUGCCGGACUACGAGGUGGUGGCACGACUGGAGCGCCUCGUCCGCGCGCAGCACGCCAGCGUGGCCACGGCGGCGGCGCUCGACGGCUCCCUGGAGCGGCUGCACGGCGGCUUCCGCGCCGGCUACCGGGGCCAGCGGCACGAGCCGCGGGCGCGCUCCGUGUCGCCCGUGCGCGCCUACGGCUCCGUUGACGCCGACAAGUUUUGACGUGGGGGCCGGAGUCACCGCCACCGCCGCCGUCACCACCGCGGUGGGGGUGGUGGGGGUUGCGCUGCGCAAGGCAGUCGAGGGGGGUGGAUCGGCAUUGAUUGGUCAGGAGAAGGGUUGGCAUUUGUAGGCCUUCGCCAACUGAAAGUGCCUUACGUUGCGUCUCAUCUCAGCCAUUCCAUUGCCCUGCUGGAGUCUAGCCACGGGGACUCCUAGUGGCAGCUGUCCCUGUGAGGCACCAGGUAUGCGCAGCAACGGCCUGCAAGUGGACAUAGGCUGCCAGUAGAGGGUUAAUUUACUACGUGGGUCUUCCCAAUUGCGAAUAAAUUAUCUAAUUCGGAUCAUUUGGACCGUGUCGUUGGCACACAUUGCACUUUUUUCAGAUAAAGCCUCGGGAUCGUGAACGCCCACUGAAGCCAUGGCCCAUGUCUAUGGUUAAUGCACCCGCAAUAUUUACCAGGGUGGCCACGGGGCUCUGACCGCGAACAAUUGCAACAAGCUGGCAUACUCCCCCCCCCCCCCCCCCCACUAUUUCUGCUCUUCACCCCCCACAACCUUAUUCCCACACACACGAAGUCGUGCCGCGCACUCGAUAGCCAUGCCUCUAUCUGUGUGGCAGCACAGGAUGGAACGAGAAUGGCGCUCACGUAUUCCUUUGCAACAACAAAAAUGUUGAAUCGCUGUUAAAGCCUUAGGCGUGUGGCGGUCCGUGUAUGAGCGCACGCCGCACGGGCGUUAGCAAUGAGCCGUGUAGUUUUACACUCACACGGGAUGGUUUACCGCUCUGCGCCUUCCACUCGCCGUACGAACAACCUACCUCUUGUUGCUAUGUACACAAGUCCCAACGCACCAAGCGGCCACAAGCGUGUGGCGCCAUUGAAGGCGGAAUGGAUAAUGGUUCGCACGUGGCUCGACUUGAGCAGGGUCGUUUCAGUUUCGUUUAUUAGGUUUAACCCUGUGAGCCAUGCGGCACUUGUACUCGGGUGCAACCGCAACAAAACAAAAACAUGAAACAUCUUAAAGUGACUACACGCAACAGAAAAAUCCAGGCCAAAAAAACAGCAAAGUUUUCCGUAAGGGCUUGGGAAAGGAGACGGUGGGAUUCCAGUGCGGAGCGGUGCGAGGACAGAAACAGAAUGAGAGAUGUUUUGGGCGCAGUUCCACUGCCGCAACACAAAUUUGUUUGGUGGUGUUGCAUUGGCAGCGGUGCACAAGCGCAAUUAACAAACAACAAAUUCAACACACUCCUCAAUAACACUGCCUGAAAAUAUAAAAAUAUAUAUACACGUGUAAUCGGUGACAUUUCAGGAUUUGGUCCUUUUUUGCUCUGUGCUAUGAAGAAGGCCCUUUGACCAAAAAAUGUGCCGAUUACAUCCAGUAUAUAUAUUUCUGUCUUUCAAGGCAGUCAUUUUUGAUCAUUGUGUUGACUUUGGCGUAAUGCAGCACGGAUGAGAUCAAACCGUGAGUCUGGUAGAACGAGCCCAUUGACGAGGGUGGAGGAAUUAACGGAGUGAUGUUCACGUGAACAGGAGCCAUGGUGAGCGGCGAUAGAAAAGUGAUAGGGAGGCGAUUGACUGCCCGGGUUGAGUGAGCGAGUGGCUGGAGUGAAUCAGUGAGUGCCGGAUCAUCAAUCAACGCUGCCUGCUCUGCCACCGAAUUCUAUCGAGUCGAGUGAGAUAACAACUUCGUGCUCCGCCCCAUGAAUAAAUCAUUACAUGCACGUAGCCUGCAGCGCUGUGUUUUGGGACGUUACGGAAACGUAUUACCUGCCUAACGCUCGGAGGCACCAAAGGAAAUGGUUUCCCUAAAAUUCAUCAUCAUUUGUUACACCUGUGUUUGCAACGAUAACCUUUAUAAAGCAGCGCAGCUGCUACAGAAAUCUGUGGAACAUCCGUUAACCCGCGUAUCAAUUUGAAUUUUCCGCAGGAUGUGCUCGUCGGUAGGUCUUCCAGUAAUGGCAUACGCAUGCAAUUGGGAUACAUUUUCAACAUUGAACGGAGAUAGUCUAUUGAAAUGGCAUUUUUCAGGAAUUAAAAAGGUACAUUUUAUAUUGUUUAAUGUUGCCUUUGCUCUGACUAUACAGUACUGGCGUUUCUUGUGAUAAUAUACCAUUUGCGUAAAUCUGCCAAAAAAACAGAAAAUACCUUUUGCAGGACGAAUCUUUUUUGCCCGUGUGGUACAGGACAAAUAUAGUUCGUAGGUCACGGUUAUGGCUUUUCCCCUCGCGUUACGAUUUUCGAGGCUACGAUUACCUGUUAGGCAGCCAUGGCAACCAGAAGUAUGGAGAGUUUUUGUUUGUAAAAAGUCAACUGAAUUUCACGAGCUGCACUGUCUCAGAAUUCACUGUGGAAUAAUCUCCGCAUCGGUCAACACAUGAGGUAGCUUGUCCUAAUAAACUCAACAAACAAAAAACAACUAUUUUUUUUAUUUUACCAUGUAAGGCCCACUGAGCUAUUUCGCUCUUUAUCAGAAGCAACCUGGCCACAAAAUAUAGCUCAAAGAAGUGGCUUAUCAUCAAGUGGACAUUUAUUGCAGCCAAAAUACUCUAAACGCACGUUUCUAAAUGCAGAGGGGAAAAACCGGAGGACUCGGAGGAAAACUCACUCGACCACAGGAAGCAACAUACAAACUCCAAGUAUACAGGCAUCGCCAGGGUCAAGAUCGAACCGACAAACUCCCCGUAUACCAGGCGAGGUAGUUAACAUCUCGACACCACUGCGACGUUUUACGAGUGAAGGCAAUUCGCCAGCUAGAGAGCCCAGACGUAUUAGCUCGCAAUAAUGCAAUUUUACUUGCACCUGUGGACCGUUUAUAAUUCCGCAAAUCAGAUUAAAAUAGACAUCCAUCAAAGCUUUUUGAGUGGGGGGUAGAAAAAUAAUACGUGACCGUUAGAACCGUAAAUCUUCAUUUGUUUUCAGCCAUGAUCAAUCAUCUACUGGAUGAAUCCACCUCCGAUUAGCACGGUUGGCUAUGCCCAGUGCGAAAGAAGUUCAACAAAUAUACAGCCGUUGAAAUCCUGCGAUGUAAUAAGCCACCUCGUCAACUGCACGUGAUGUGAAUUCAUUGCUCCAUCAUUCUUGGUGUGGAAGGCCCUUCUGAAACACGUUCCGUUUCCUUCUGCAGCCACUUUCUCACCGUCCCAUUCACCGCCGACCAUCGUUCCUUGUUGACUAAAUACUUUUAAACAGCGUUGGCGGCUAUCGUUUCCCGUGCAGUUGCUGUAAUUUGUAAAAAAAAUUAAUGUGGUCGCUGUUAGGUGCCUGUGAAUUGCGCAUGCGUUCAAGUAACCAUUCCUUUUUUCCUCCGCAGUUUAAUGACGGGACUUGGGGACACACAAAUUCACUUCACCUCGGACGUUUCUAUUUCGCGCAAGAAGUUCCCUGGAGAAAUCCGACCCCCCCCCCACCCCCCCCCCCGUAGCAACUCCAAUUAUCACCGCGGCCAGGAAAAUUAGAAAACACAUCCCUCUUAAUUAUUCGCAUCGUAUUAUUCAUGGCGCACAAAACUAAAAUGGGAUCGAAUAUGUGAUUUCGCCAAAAUGUUGGAAGAAAAAACACAAUUUAAUUUGCAGAUGUGUUCAAAGGUGUGAGUCAAUCGACCAAGGUAAGACGUUCGAUAAAAAUAACAGUAGUGAAAAACUUUUAUAUAAUUAUUUCGAAUAACAUUGUAUGACCUUAUUCAUAUUAUUAUUUGCUGAAGGUGAAAAACAACACGUUUCCUUAUUGCAGGGGAAGCUGCGAUCUUGUCAUGGUUCGCAGUCCACUGAACUUACAAUCCAGGGCUCGUCGGUUCGAUUCCAUCUCUCGGAGCAGAAGUUGAAGCAAUGGGGCAGGUUUCUCAAAUCCCCCCCCUUUCCCCCUGUCCCUGUACAUCACAGUCGAUUGGCGGUUCGUGUGUAGCGGGGUAAAGUGUGGGUACUCCCACCUCCUUCAAGACAUCUGGCCAGCAUGGAAGAGUAGGUCAAAUGCCCUCUGGAGGAGGGCUCUUUAGAGCUCCCUCUAGCGGAGGUAAUUUUUUCCUUCUCUCAAGUUGAUCUUUAACAUUUGACUUAUAAUGCACAAACAUAAAAGACUUUCAAAUGUCUCUAAGCCACGUGUUUGCGUGUUUUUUUAAAAAAAUUCUCAGGCAUUAACACUAUCCACAAGGCGAUAAGCCGGUAUUAUUCCACUUUAACGGAAAUAAUAAAAGCACGUUCUGCUCGCAAAGGCCUUGGCUUACGUGAUGGCAGAAUACAAAACGCAGAAAGGUCACCGCAUUAACAUAACCGUUAUAUAAUUUAAGGGUCACAAGGAAUGACCCUUGAUAUAUGUGAGACUGUCAGGGGAUACCAGGUGCUGUCGGCUGUAGCUGGGAGGUGGAUUCGCAGACUGGCUUCUCAAUGAUCCCUGGUCUCCUUCCACACGCCACUCAUUCAUGGCAGGACCUCCUGAAUAAAGAGCCUUGUGACUCGGUGUGGCUCAUUCAUGGUAUUUCUAUACGUCAUUGUAAACUGCAGGUUCAACGAAAUGUGGGCCUGGCGUCUACAUACAGCCAUUACCCAGCCCUCUGGCGACAAAGACGAGAGCCAUGUUAUUUUUACUUAAUUAUCACAAUUACAUUUUUAAAUAAUACAACUUGUUACUCUUUCUAACGUGAUCACUAAGGGUGUGUUGUGCCUGUUCUUAUUCAUUGUUUGCAAGCAUAUACUUGUAAUUGAUGUUGUGUACAAGUGAAAAACAAUGUUAUUAAUUAGAUUUUGUAUGAUUAUCAUCAUGAAAUUGUCCAGGUGAUGUGUUUCUCUUUUACAAAAUCUUCCGUUUUCUGUCCGUUUUGAAAUGGAAAUUGAUUGACGGUACGGUAAUGGAUCGUGAAGUGGCGUCACGACGCAUUUCAAUUUGCAUACACAUCAGUCAUUCUGACAGCAGCGAAGGGAAACAACGUUUAUGCACUUAAAGAGCUGUCCGAAAUAAAACAUCUCUCGGGAAGAGCUGA